GACGGCGACGGCGAACGGCGGCGACGGCAGCGGAGGCGGCAGCGACGAAGAACGCAUGUGUGCGUGAAGCUGACGCGAAAACCGGUGCGCCGUGCGUCUCGAGCAUCUUCUGCUCGAGGUGUGUGUCGACCAGGUCGUAUCGUCGGUUCUUCCAUCGCAAGCCAGCCGGUCGUCGUCGCGCGCGCGAUGUGCACAUCCGCUACCAUGCUGUACUGCAUUCUACUUCUCUCGAUCGCCGUUGCUACACAAGCGAACAUCUAUUUACCGUCGGUCAACGUAAUUGCGAAGAACCCAUGCGGUCUGUUCGGAUGUAAUUCCCGGAGGAAUUACAUGCUGACCGAUUUCAUGCGCGAGAUGAUCGACUCGAUCAGCAGCAAGCAGCUCGGAAACGAACUCGCGGACGCGCCGGAUCCGUAUUUUAUGGAAUACCCGGAAAAAGCGAAGGAACUGCCGUUAGAGUUGCCGGCCGAUUACGACGCCAUAGAUACGCUGAAUCCGAACCCGAGCAUACGAGACCAGGAGUAUCUGCAGCACAGCACGCUGUGGAGCCAUCAGCAUAUCAACAACAACAACAACAAUAAGGGAAACGGCAGGCACAGGAUUCAGUCGGCCGGCAUAAAGGGGAUCAAGGACGAGAAGACGGAGAAUCCUUUGCCGGCUUAUUGCACCCCACCGAACCCUUGUCCGAUCGGAUACACGAGUAAGAACAAUUGUCUCACAAACUUCGAGAACACGGCGACUUUUAGUCGUGAUUACCAAAGCGCGCAGGACUGCAUGUGCGACACGGAACACAUGUUGGAAUGCUCGGGCGACUCCGGAAGCAACAACAACAACAACUUGUCAAACAUGCAAAUCUCGAAUCCCGACUUUGAUCAAAUCGUCGAGCAGUUUCAGGAAGAAAACCCAUUCUUCCAAGGGGAAAAAUUGCCGAUAGCCGCGAAGAAAGGCAUACACGUGAUCGACUAAAGAUUGCGAAAGUGAAGACUCGAAAAAGGGGAAUGCAAAAAUAUACAUACAUAUAUGCAUACAUACAUGUACACACACAUCACCAGAUGUAAUUCUUACAUGUUUCAUCAAUUAAAGCUCCAGGGAUAUACAUAUACACACGCGUAUAUGCCGAUUGUGCAAAGCGGGGCUUUUGUUUCGGUACCGACGACGUGUAAUUAGUUAACGCGUUCAGAUAAUUAAUAAAUAUAA
Molecule: messenger RNA, 1197 nt
Organism: Harpegnathos saltator (Jerdon's jumping ant)
Lineage: Eukaryota; Metazoa; Arthropoda; Insecta; Hymenoptera; Formicidae
Gene: 7B2
Product: Secretogranin_V domain-containing protein 7B2
Exons: 5
Coding region: 187-966 (259 amino acids)
Biological process (GO): regulation of hormone secretion; neuropeptide signaling pathway
Cellular component (GO): secretory granule
Molecular function (GO): enzyme regulator activity
Source: RefSeq, a predicted model, not a curated record